ACAGAAACACAAGGUGAUUUUGUCAAUUCAUUGGCAACUGAAGUUGGAGCAGCCUCCUUCUCGGAUAUUAAUGAUCUGGUGGCCUUUGUCAACUGGCUAGAUGAAGAGCUUUCCUUCCUGGUUGAUGAACGAGCUGUCCUCAAGCACUUUGAUUGGCCUGAAUGGAAAGCAGAUGCACUAAGGGAGGCAGCUUUUGAAUAUCAGGAUUUGAUGAAAUUGGAGAACAAAGUCUCCACCUUCAUAGAUGAUCCCCAACUCCCAUGUGAAGCUGCUCUGAAGAAAAUGUAUUCACUGCUUGAAAAAGUGGAGCAAAGCGUAUAUGCACUCUUGAGGACAAGAGAUAUGGCUAUUUCACGUUACAGGAAAUUUGGAAUCCCAGUAAAUUGGCUAUUGGAUUCAGGAGUUGUUGGCAAGAUCAAGCUUUCUUCUGUACAACUAGCAAAGAAGUAUAUGAAACGUGUUGCAUUUGAGCUUGAUGCAUUAUCUGGCCCUGAAAAAGAACCAGCCAGAGAGUUUUUGAUUCUGCAAGGAGUGCGUUUCGCUUUCCGUGUCCAUCAGUUUGCAGGAGGCUUUGAUGCAGAGAGCAUGAAGGCUUUUGAAGACCUAAGGAGCCGCAUCCAAUCCUCCCAAGCUAGUGAAGAUAUCAAAUCAGAAAUAUAG
Cajanus cajan (pigeon pea) is the source of this 660-nucleotide messenger RNA. The record is from RefSeq and is a predicted model, not a curated record. Lineage: Eukaryota; Viridiplantae; Streptophyta; Magnoliopsida; Fabales; Fabaceae.